Brenthis ino (lesser marbled fritillary) is the source of this 6015-nucleotide messenger RNA. Lineage: Eukaryota; Metazoa; Arthropoda; Insecta; Lepidoptera; Nymphalidae. The record is from the annotation of a GenBank genome assembly.
AUGUCGACCGAACAACCGGACCUGUUGUUCUUUGACACAUUUUCUCAUGAUACUAGCGAGGAGCUAAAUUUAGAUUUGGUUCAAUUUCCAAAAUCCGUAUUUGUGCGAGAAAUACGUAUCAUUCCUCUUGGUGCCCGAGUUGAAGGUGACUUUCCUGGAGGUGUAAGGCUCGGAGCCACAAAUCCUACAAAAUUUCAUAUAGAUUUCUUUGUGAAUGAUUUGAGCAAACCUGGUGCAUCUACAUUUGAGGCCCUUGGUAGUUUGGAUUACUGUCAGAAUGGGCAAAUUCAUAUGGAGUGUGGUGCCAAUGUGGAACAACCAAGAAUUCCUACAGAUGGACUUGUACUUAGAGGUUGGUACACCACAAUCACCUUGGCUGUCUAUGGCAACUUAACACAAGUGCUGCCAGAUGCACCUGCUGCCGUUAAUCCUCCGCCGAACAUUCAGAGACCAGUGUCCCGAGAAGUCAGUUCAUUGCCUCCAAAUGUGCCACAAUCAUCAGAUUGGAACCCAGAACCAUCAAAUCCCAUACCGGCAUAUACAACUAAUGUUGUGCCUUCAAAUCCUGAGACCUAUAGUUCAGGUAAUUACCCUGAAAACUAUGACAACCAAAUGUAUAGAGGUGAAUAUUAUGACAGUGAGGCUCCCAAAGAUCCUAGGGACCCAAGAACUUACCACCACAUGGAAGACAAUGAGUGGGAAAAAGAUAGACGAGACAUCAGCUGUGAGAGAGAAGGAGACAGAAUGCGGCACAGCCCAAGAUCAAUGGAGUUAGAAAGAGAUAGGGAGAGACGCGAUAACAGAAGCCGGAGGCAUUCAAUUGAUAGAGCGAGAAGCCGUGAGUCUUCCCGUCACCGCGAUCGGAGUCGAGAAAUUGAUCGACUGGAGCGUCUCCACUCGAGAUCGAGAAGUCGCGACCGUGAUUACGUUGUAAAAGGCGAAUAUCGAAUGAGUCGUUCGAGAUCUCGUAGUAUGGACCGAGAUAGGGAGUGGGAUCGUGGAUCGUACAAGAAGGACGAUUACCGUCGUCACCGUGAAACAUCAUACGAUAGAUCACGUGGUGGUUCCUACGAGCCUCGCUCUCCCUAUGAUAAAAGGGCGCCAUCAUAUGAACGCAAACUCCCAUACGAGAAGGGACCAUAUGAAAAGAGACUAUCUCCAUACGACAAAAGGAGUUCGUCUUACGAACGUCGAGCUCCUUCUUACGAUAAACAGAUACCCUAUGAUAGAAAGCGUCACUCUCCAUAUAGUCGAAUGCGAGGUUCUAGCUAUGGCAGUCGGUCACCUAGCCGGGAUGAUCCUAGAAAGCGACCUAGGACUCCCCCGAGUGAAACUAGACGACCCAUGUCUCCCAGAGAAGGCGAAACUAGCCCUAUUAAUUCUGUACGAUCUGAGGAGCCACCGGAAUAUGAUAGGAACAGCAAACAAAUACCACGAAUCGAUUUUUACCACCAAAGUUACAGACACAAAAGUUCGAUUCGAAGUCCUUCUCAAGAAGUCGAUAACACGUAUCCCGAAAAUCAACAUACCUCCCUAGUUACUGUCCCUAUAGUAGAUACUACACCUAAAGGCAUUGAUUCGCCCAAUCGUGUGUUAGAAGGAGAUCACUCUAUGGAUGCUGAGCCCUUCGAACCAAUCUUAUCAGAUGAAGACAUUUGCGAUGAUUUAGACGCGAAUUCUUACAUGGAAGUAGAAUAUGACGUAAAUGAAUAUUGUGGUGUAGAGGAUAUUAUUAAGUACUACAAUCCAUUCAAAGCAGAAUGGAGUAAAUAUAAACAUAUGAAUAAAAUAACUAAACUAGCUGAUGUUAAAAGUGAUGACACAAAAGACGUUACAAACACAACUUUUGAUGAAUUAUGUGACGCAAGUGUAGAUCUGUUCAAAAUGGCUGAAAUAACAACAAACGCUAAAAAGAGAGAGCAGAAGUUUUUCUCAAAUACGUUUUUGGAGAUCGAUAAUUCGUCUCGAGAGGACUGGGUGCAUCAAUGUGAGCAGCUAUUCGUGUCUUUGACAAAUCUAUGCAAAAGUACUGAUAUCGUACUUAGAAUAUUUAGGACGUACACACGAUCGGAACCGUCUGACGAAUUUACCGAUAUAUACAAUCUACUUGUGACAUUUUGUAGGAUUGGACUGAAUUUUGAGUUCGCAUUAGCUCAACAGCAACCUACAUAUAAAAUACGCCACAUGAAAUGCGGUAUUCGCCUCGCAGAAACUUUGAUGGCUCAUGAGCACAAUGGGCAAGUCAUGAAAAUUUUGCUAAGCAAUGGCAUAAAUAUACCGAUGCAGUUGAUUGAAAUGUAUUCUAAAGAAUAUAUGGCUCUGAGCAUCCGUUUGAUGAUCUUAAAGGCUCUUAACGCGUGUCUAUCCUCGAAGGAAUCAAUAGAUAAUUUCAUGCAGGAUACAAUGUACCCGAAAUUUGACAAAACUCAAAGUGACAGCGCAAGAAAGCCUAUGAACGGCUACCAAGCUUUGAUUUCCAUGAUGCAAGCAAAUCCAUUGGGCAGAAUAAAAUUUUCUCUAAGCGCAUUAAUAAAAAAACUAAACAUAUACGAAGUUUUGAACAAAUUGCAUGAUUUAGUGUUGAAGUUCAAUAAUUCAGCUGCAGAUAAGACUGAGGAUGCAGAACUUACGGAAACGCAAAUAAACUUUAUAGUCGAUUCCUUUGAAGAAAUACUCUACAUGUACCGCUCGCAGUGCUUCCAUCUAUCGCAACCGAAAAGAUUUUUACCAGUUUCAGCUCAAUUUGAAAUAAGUAAGGAGUGCUCGAAUGAAAUUUUGCUACAAUUUUUCGAUGUGCACAGAACUCUGGAAGUUUGCUUGUAUCUUUUAACGUGUCCGACGACGUGUAACAAUCUAGUAAUAACCAGUCCAAUACACGAUUUAAUUUUCGAGUUGGUGAACUCGCAUAAUGGCCUUAAAUUUUUAUACAAAAAUAUGGAGAUGAGUGAACUGCUGUUUAAAAUUUUGGAGCAGCCGUAUGGUCAACAGAACUCUGAAGAAACUCCAUAUCCUCACGACAGCACUUUGAGCAAUUACAGUGAUCUACAAAUUGUAGGUCUUGAACUUGCGUAUAGAUUGAAAGCCUUGUACUACUUGCAGUCAAUAAGUGAUCUACAAGUUGGGAAAAUGGAUGAGAACGAACUAAUAGAUAGAUUACAGUCUUUGUACUGCCUUAGUUUUGGCAGUAUCGGCAAAACGGCGGUACCUAACGUUAUAGUCAUGGGAGAGAACUCCGAAUGUCUUAUGACGGUUUUCGAAAACGAUUUGAAAGGGAAAAGUAAGAAUGAUUCACCAUCAAAACAAAAGUCGCCAGCAAAAGGAUAUGCCAUAGAGUUAAUUGUUUCAGCUGUUCGAUAUGCUGCAAAUGUGCCAUUUUUGAAGAAAUAUGGACAGAGAUUAAUCAAUGUUUCCAAAGAACAUGACAGAUUCGAACCGAGCGUGUCGAGCGUGUUACAAGAAGUGAUACCAUAUUUGAAACCUGUUGAAAAAGCAAAUGUACUUUCGGGAGAAGAUCUAGUCGAAUGCGUUGAAAUUUUAAAAGCUAGUUUGGAACAUUCGGCAGAUUUGCCAGGUGAAUUAAUGACGUGUUUGCGGAUCCUACGGCAUUUUUGCAUAUCCGAUUAUGAACAAAACGUGUCAAUAGUUUGUGAGUCUCCGAUUGAAGAAUACGUUGAAUUAAAAUAUAAAUAUAAUCUGCUGCAACUGUUUUCUCUCGACGGUGUUGCCCAUAUAUCGGGUAUAUUAGAUAGAUUAGCCAUACAUUUUGACCAACCAAGCAUGCAUACAUCUUUAUUUGCAUCUGUCAGAGGAUUGCAACUAGCUCAAAUGCUCUUACCUUGUUUGAGGCUAUUAGACGAAAUGUUAGCACGAGUGGUUCGCUGUCGAGGACCAAGGUUCCGAGAUUUAUCUGCUGCACCGAUUAUUUUGAAGACAUACGGUAUAGCAAAAGCCUUCCCAGUUGGAUGUAUCGGUUACAGAACUGCAGCGAAGGCAGCCGAAGCCGCGGUGAGAGCAUUGUUAGCUUAUGCUCAACCGAUCGCUGAUGAUGCAAACGACGGCGACUCUAUUCGUCGUGGUCCAUGGACUUCACUUUGCUCUGAAGUAAUUUCCUAUACAAUGACAGCUCCAUACACUUUUGUUCCGGGACUGUUAAUUUUCUCAGAAUUAUUACCCCUGCCUUUGCCUAUGCAGACUAAAACUGCGCCGUCUGAUAGAGAAUUAGCAGAUGCCUCGAAUGAAAGACGAAUGUGGUCAGCACAUUUACACGCUUUAUCUAACGACUUAACAGAUAUGAUACAAAUAAUCUGUAUGUCGACGUAUCGACCAGUAGUGCACAUGUUGCGUCGAGUUUGCGUCCAAAUAGCUGAUUUAGCUCCGAACACGGCAGCGACUGUAGCCAAGGCCGCGGUUGGGGCUGUGAUGAGAGAGAUGAGAGAUGGAGAACCAGCAAGUACAAGUGUAGCUAGAGUUCUAAGUUUUCUGGCGUGUUUAGUCUCUCACGCUCCAGUUAAAUGUGCAGUACUAUACACAAUGAGUGCUGGAGGUCCUAAAGCAAAUGAUAUACAAACAGCACUUUGUAAUAUAUUGAGUAUAUCGAGUUCGUCAAACGAUCAUUCUGCCGCUCAGGAAUACGCAGCGCAUGCGUUAGCCGCGUUUUGUGAUGCUGAAGUCACAUUGACACCUUUAAAUGGUGUCACAGACACGGUUAUGGCUAACUCUUUACCCAAUAAAGAAAUUUUAGCAUCCUUUCUAGAUGCAACUGCCAAUUGCUUAGAAUCGACGACGAAAACUUGCUCGGUCGCUUCAUCAGUGCUGCGAGCGUAUUUCGUUUUGACGGAACAUGAAUUUGGUUUCCUACAGUUCAGGAAAUUUGUAACAAGGCGAAGAGAUUCUUUGGGAAAAUACUUCAAAUGGGCUUUAGAGGGGUCGGGCGAAGACAAGGUUGAGUGUUUGAAUUUGUACAUCGAUUUGGUAAAGAUUUUGAGAAUGGAAGAUGGAGAGGGUCCAGUUGGGAGGAAAAGUAGUCUAACUUUAGGCGAAAUGGCGGAUAUGGUCGGAUACUCCCCUAAUGACGAAGAUCAUCCGGUUAUGAGCUUGGAAAAAGUUCUAAAGGAAAGAAACUCUGAUGAAGAUGCACUUUCACACGCAAACUUUUUAAUAACAAAUCUGCAAAAACUCAAAACUAUAGAGGAAUCAGAGAUAUUAGACCCCUUGCUACCUGCCCCUGAACCCCUCGUUGCGCAGUUUGCGGCUAGACAAAUAUACAUAAUAGGGGAUUCCAGUGAUGAGCGACUCACAACUGGGUAUUGGUUAAAUGUGCCGGCUGCUAGUGGGGAAGACGAUGUGAAUGACACGGAAUUGAUGUCGUGCGACAUAUCGGAGGUGGCCAACGCGCUGGUGGCGGGCGGCGGCGACGCGCUGGCGGCCGCCGUGCGCCGCCUCGCCGGCUGCCUCGACGCGCGCCCCGAGGCGCUGCCCGCCGACGACAAGCGGCCCGCCGUGGCGCUGAGCCGCGUGCGCGCGGAGGGCGGCGCCGACGCGUUCCGCUCGCGGCCGCCCAACACGUCGCGGCCGCCGAGCCUGCACGUCGACGACUUCACCGCGCUGCACAACCCCUACGCGCCGCAGCCGCGCAGCGCGCGGCGCGGCGCCGGCGCCGAGCGCGGCCGCUUCGGCGCACCGCACGCGCACUACCGCCAUCUCAGAGGGCGCGGCGCGUGGGAGAUGGGCGGGCAACACUUCGGACACUUCGCACCCACUUCCCAGUACUUGAUGGGCGGCAUGGGGUGGGGCGGCGCGCGGCUGCAGCGCGGCGCGCGGCACCGCGCCUUCAUGCGGCCUGAGGCCACAGUUUGUUCAUUGUAUAAAAUUAUCACUCGCGACAAUGGCACGUUUCGGGCAUGGCUGGCCGAGGCGAAGGGCUCGUCGUGGCUCACCGGGCCAGGCCUUGGCGUGGCGUGGCCCGUGGCCGACCGCGUGGCGCGUCAGGCCACGCGGCGACGCGUCCCUAGCUCC